ACCAACAUGCGUGACAAUGAGUGUAUUUAAAGUACUGUAAACCUUAUAUAUUGACGACUUACACACACAUUGAUUACAUUUAUUGAGGCUUACUUCAGAUAGGAACUAGUCCGAAGUGGUACUUGUUUACUGUUUUACUUCCAAAGCUACUGUUAACUGCUAAGUACUGUUGAAGAACAAAUCAUUUUUUCGGAUCGAUUUACUGCAUUUUCAGGAGGAAGUCAUCUGAAGAAGAAUAAGGAAAAGUAAAAAUGGCUCUAAGAAAACAAAAGAAAUAUGACUGGAAAGAUUCGAACCUGGCACUGUUCGGGUCGGACACUGAACGACAGGUCAAAAAGGAAUCAGCUCAAACCGAGCCUGCCUGGAAAAAUGUGGGACAAAAAUGUGGGCUUCAGAUCUGGAGAAUUGUGAAAUUCAAGGUCACAUCAUGGCCGAAAGAGGACUAUGGAAAAUUCUAUGACGGGGACUCGUAUAUUGUACUCAACACAUACAAAGAGGAGGGUACAGAAGUACUUCUAUACGACGUCCAUUUCUGGAUCGGACAAUACAGUACCCAGGACGAAUACGGUACCGCAGCUUACAAGACCGUCGAACUCGACACAUACCUUGACGAUGUCCCAAUACAACACCGUGAAGUCCAGAACCAUGAGUCCGAGCUGUUCCGAAGUUACUUCAAAACUAUCACGAUCUUGAAGGGUGGCGCAGACAGUGGAUUUAGGCAAGUAAAACCAACAGAGUAUGAACCCCGCCUUCUUCAUUUCCAUGGUGACCGCUAUGGUGUGAAAGUAUCUCAGAUAGAGAGGAACAAGGGUAAUUUGGACAACACAGAUGUAUAUAUACUGGACCUUGGCUUGAAACUCUAUCAGUGGAAUGGGUCAGGGGCAAAUAAAGACGAAAAACAUAAGGCAAUGCAGUACCUGUUAGCAUUAAAAGACGAACGAGGCGGCAAAUGUAAAACGGAAACAUUGGAUGAAGACCCUAAUGACCUUGAUAACGAGUUUUAUGAUGCUUUGACUGAAGAUAAGGGUGAUCUGGAGGAGGAAUCCGGGCCUGCCGAUAAAACCACAGAGCUUUACAGAUUGUCAGACGCUUCCGGAAAAAUGAAAAUGACCAAAGAAAAAAGUGGAAAAAUUGAAAAGAAAGAUUUUGACAGCAAUGAUGUAUUUAUUCUGGAUACGAAGGAAUCAGUUUUUGUUUGGAUUGGACUUAAAACGUCAACAAUGGAGAAAAGGAACGCCAUGACAUAUGCACACAAUUACCUGAAAGAUACAGACCAUCCUCUUGUUCCAGUUUGCUGCCUUGGAGAACAGAAAAGUUCCAGAGCAUUUGACCUUGCCCUUGCUGCCUAAAUACGCUAACAAUUUCACUCAUUUCCUUACUCAAUAUAUUCUACACGGAAGUAUGAAAGCUUGUAUAAGUACGAGGAAUGUUUUUGGCCAUGCUUAAUUAGUAUUGUUGCCUAAAAACGCUGACAAUUUCACUCAUUUCCUCUUUUCCUUACUCAAUAUACUCUCUACCCGGAAGUAUGAAAGCUUGUAUAAGUUCGAGGAAUAUUUUUGGCCAUGCUUGAUUAGUAUUGUUGUAUGUUCUAUGGAAGUGGCCAAAGAAUGGACAAAAUUGAUGAAAGAUGAUAUCUAUUUUUGUUUAUAUGUUAAACUGCCAGAGUUUAAAGACUAUUUUUUUUAUUUGGAAUUAAUAUUGUAAGUUUGUUAAAGCACUUCCUGUUGUGUAAACUCACUUCCGGAACUGCAUAUUAUGUAUAAAUAUCCUUUAACAUGUUAUUAAAAUCUUUAAAUACUA
Messenger RNA from Ruditapes philippinarum (Manila clam), 1800 nucleotides. Its product is annotated as gelsolin-like protein 2. The record is from RefSeq and is a predicted model, not a curated record. Lineage: Eukaryota; Metazoa; Mollusca; Bivalvia; Venerida; Veneridae. Bases 252 to 1349 code for a protein of 365 amino acids. The transcript is spliced from 12 exons. Gene Ontology annotation, molecular function: actin filament binding.